ACGUAUAUACCAUGGGCCACCUGCCAGUCUGUGAUGCGCUGGCAGUGUAAUAUGGUUAUGAUAUUUGGAAACUGUAUGUGAAUAUGGAAAGGCAAAUAAGGUUUUUAAAUAAAUUAUUGGUUGUUAUAUUAACUGUUAUAUAUUAUGCUCAUUCUUCGUUUGUACAUAGAAGAUUUGAGUAUAAAUAUUCGUUUAAACCCCCAUAUUUAGCUCAGAAAGAUGGAUCGGUGCCGUUCUGGGAAUAUGGUGGAAAUGCAAUUGCUAGUUCAGAGAAUGUCAGAUUGGCACCUUCUUUGCGUAGUCAAAAGGGAGCAAUAUGGACUAAGCAACCAAUAAAUUUUGAUUGGUUUGAAGUAGAAAUAGCAUUUAGAAUCAGUGGAAGAGGUAGAAUAGGAGCUGAUGGGAUGGCAUUUUGGUACACUCAAAAUAAAGGUUCCUAUGAUGGUAAUGUAUUUGGAUCUUCUGAUAAAUGGGUUGGAUUGGGUGUAUUUUUUGAUUCAUUUGACAAUGAUAAUAAGCAUAACAAUCCCUAUAUCAUGGCUGUUCUUAAUGAUGGAACAAAGCAGUUUGAUCAUCAAGCUGAUGGGACAACACAACAAUUGGCUGGUUGUCUAAGGGAUUUCCGUAACAAGCCAUUUCCAACAAAAGCAAAAAUUGAUUAUUACAAUAAUAUUUUGACAUUAUUGUUUCACAAUGGAAUGACAAAUAAUGAUCAAGAUUACGAAGUUUGUUUACGAGUGGAAAAUGUUGUGUUGCCAAAGAAUGGAUAUUUUGGACUUUCAGCGGCAACUGGUGGAUUAGCUGAUGAUCACGAUGUUAUUCAUUUUUUGACAACAAGUUAUAAUGCAGCAGGCACUCAGAUGGGUCAGCAAGGUCCAACUGAGGACCAACAGAAACUGCAACAAGAAUAUUUGGAUUAUCAAAAAAAGUUAGAAGAGCAGAAGGCUGAAUACAAAAAGGAACAUCCUGGAGAGAAAGAGCCUGACCUUGAAGAUUGGUUCGAGUCUGAUAACCAGCGGGAACUUCGUCAAAUAUUCCAAGGCCAAAAUCAAAUUUAUGAUAUCAUUAGGGAUCUUAAUCGUAAAUUGGACGAGGUAAUUGGCAAGCAGGAAAGAACUUUGAGUUUGAUUUCUCAACAAGCCGGCGCAGUUGGCGGCCAUGUGCCCGCUUCUCCGGCAAGUCAAGCUCUGCCAGUUGAUAGUUCUAGCGACAGUAUUCGAAGACACGAGGUGGAUGCUAUGUUUAACAAUCAGAAUCAGAUAUUGAACGCUGCAAGAGAGCUGAGGACGUUCAUCUUGGAACUUAAACAAAGAGCUGACACCAUUAUCAAUAACCAAGCGAAGCAGCCAACUGCCCAAGUUCAGUCAAUAGGCUAUGAUUCCCAAGCAUUAAUUUCUGAAAUGAGAGACGGUAUGAAUCAUGUUAAGUCAAACAUGGCGCAAGUUAUGCAAAAAAUGGGAUCUCAGCAAGGUGGCUGCCAAAAUAUCAGUUGUGUGUCAGUGACAACUUUGUUGGUUGUUGUAGUAAUUCAACUGAUAGUCAUUUUAGGAUAUCAACUCUACAAGGACAAUAAAGGCAGUCAGUUAAAGAAGUUCUAUUAAAUUUGGAUGUAGGCAAGCCAAAAUUUCUAAAAAUUGUUAACUUUAUGUAGAUUUACCUUCCAUGAGCCUAAUUUGUUAUUUUAAAAUUAAGAAUAAAGUAAAACUUCCGCAGGCUGUGGACUUAUAGAUAUACAUCUUCUGGAUUUCUUAUCUAAUCAAUUGUGGCUCGUUCAGUUGUUUAGAUUCCUUCCUGGAAAAUUUCCAUUCAAUUUUUAGAAACGUCAACCAUCAAAACGCAUCCCAUUAAACAUCCAAAACAUGUAUAUCUACACAAAUAGUUUGUAUUUGUAAAUAGUCCAGAUUACUUUUAAGAUUGUUAAGACAUGUUUCAUACCCUCAACUCAUUAUUAAUUUAUUUUUGAACAGUGGUUGUACAGUUUUUAGAGCUAUUCUACUUAAUUUACAAAAAAAUUAUUAGUUUACUCAACUUUUUGUACAAAGCAGUCUGUGAAAACAGUAUGAAAAUGACAUGACAAA
Molecule: messenger RNA, 2078 nt
Organism: Cylas formicarius (sweet potato weevil)
Lineage: Eukaryota; Metazoa; Arthropoda; Insecta; Coleoptera; Brentidae
Product: protein ERGIC-53
Exons: 8
Coding region: 84-1601 (505 amino acids)
Biological process (GO): endoplasmic reticulum organization; endoplasmic reticulum to Golgi vesicle-mediated transport; Golgi organization
Cellular component (GO): Golgi membrane; COPII-coated ER to Golgi transport vesicle; endoplasmic reticulum-Golgi intermediate compartment
Molecular function (GO): D-mannose binding
Source: RefSeq, a predicted model, not a curated record